Molecule: messenger RNA, 651 nt
Organism: Colletotrichum tamarilloi
Lineage: Eukaryota; Fungi; Ascomycota; Sordariomycetes; Glomerellales; Glomerellaceae
Exons: 1
Coding region: 1-651 (216 amino acids)
Source: RefSeq, a predicted model, not a curated record
AUGGAUAUGAAGAUGAAGGGACCUCUUACCCACUUCUGGGAGUACGGCCAAUGGCUCGAUCCAUAUACUAAUGGUGAACAUAUUCGGGACCAUCUCUUGCGCGCCAUCUACGGGACUUUCCACAACGUGAAAGAGAUGGAGCCCGAGACUUACGCGAAUCUGGAAUUCGAUUGGGUAGCAUUUGUUGCUGCUCAGGGAGAGUUCAAGAAGUAUAAGGGAGACUACAUUCUUACAGAGACCGAUAUUCGCGAUCACAAAGUCUUCCCCGACGCUGUGGUUCAGAAUGCAGGCGCCUUUUGUCUACAUUACCCAGGCGACAAAAAGUACGACUUCCGUCUGCAGGCCUGGGAAUGGGAUGAGCGGGAUAAAAAGCCUUAUGACAUCCCUUUCCGGUGUCUCUAUUCGUCUAAUAUCUCGAAUUUGAUGAUGGCGGGGAAACAUAUCAGCACUACCCACAUUGGAGGAUCCAACGCCAAGUUCAUGGCCAAUGGAGGAUGCCACGCUCUGGCAACAGCUGCCGCGGCGCACUUGUGCAUUAAGCACCAAACCAAUCCUCGUGGUAUCUAUGAGAAUCACCUUCAAGAGUUGAAGGCAACUGUCAUCCGCCAGGGUCAGGGUAUCUGGGAUAGAAAAUCGGACAACAGACUGUAA